AUGGCAGCAAAAAAGAUGGAUAACAGCUGGAUAUCAAUUAAGAACUACCUAGACCCCAAAUAUUUAGACGAAGUAGAUGAAUUUCUUAAGUUUGCUUUUCUAGGCAAGGAUCCCAAUUUUAGACUCCCAUGUCCUUGCAAAAUAUGUAAUAACUUUGAUGACCAGACAUUGAAAGUCAUGGCCGACCGCCUGUGUGAAGGAAUAGUGGAUAGUUAUACUAGGUGGAUAUAUCAUAGUGAAAGUUUUGAAUGUGAUGAUAAGGAGAAUGAUAUAGAUACAAAUGAGGAAGAUAGUGACCCUGAUGAUAUUGAGGAGCUGUUAAAUGACGUAGGAGUUACUAACUUUGGGGAGAAUUGGAGACAUGGGGCAGAACAUGAUAAGGAUUCUUGUGGUAAGGAAGAAGGAGAAGCAAGUAGGUUCCUUAGAUUAUUAUCUAAAACUGAAAAAAGUCUAUAUCCAGGUUGUGAAAAGUACUCAAAAUUGUCCUUUGUUGUCCAUAUCCUCCACCUAAAGACAAUGAAUCACUGGACUUGUAAUUCUGUUGAUAUGCUAUUCAAAUUCUUGAGUAGUGUAUUUUCCAUGGCAUCAAUUCUUAGUUCGUAUUAUGAGGCAAAAAAUUUCAUCUGUGAGUUAGGGCUCAAAUGUGAAAAAAUCCAUGCUUGUGAAAAUGAUUGUGUACUUUAUCGAAAAGAAAAUGAAGGCUUAGAUCAUCACCUGAAUGAAAAAUGUAAAGCACCUCGGUACAAAUCUCCAAAUUCUAAGGUUCCUAGAAAGGUGUUGUGCUUGCAAAGACUCUUUAUAAACAAGGAGAUUGCUCGUGAUAUGAGGUGGCACAAGGAGAGGUGA
Messenger RNA from Coffea eugenioides, 846 nucleotides. RefSeq lists its product as uncharacterized. The transcript has a single exon. The coding region runs from base 1 to 846 and encodes 281 amino acids. The record is from RefSeq and is a predicted model, not a curated record. Lineage: Eukaryota; Viridiplantae; Streptophyta; Magnoliopsida; Gentianales; Rubiaceae.